Messenger RNA from Pygocentrus nattereri (red-bellied piranha), 3842 nucleotides. RefSeq names its product enolase 2 (gene eno2). Gene Ontology annotation, biological process: glycolytic process. Gene Ontology annotation, cellular component: phosphopyruvate hydratase complex. Gene Ontology annotation, molecular function: magnesium ion binding; phosphopyruvate hydratase activity. The transcript has 12 exons. The record is from RefSeq and is a predicted model, not a curated record. Lineage: Eukaryota; Metazoa; Chordata; Actinopteri; Characiformes; Serrasalmidae. Bases 161 to 1465 code for a protein of 434 amino acids.
CCCCUCCCCAUUCUGUCACACGUUUUACCCCCCCUCUGUUUUCCUCCGCUCUUCUCUCUCUCUCUCUCUCUCUCUCUCCUUUAUAUCCCUCACCCUCUCUCUCUUUCCUCAGCAUUUUCCUGCUUGCCUUUAGCGAGGCUACACCCGUACAGACAGCAGGAUGUCCAUUGUGAGCAUCGUUGCCAGGGAGAUCCUGGACUCUCGGGGAAACCCCACAGUAGAGGUGGACCUGAGAACUGAAAAAGGACUAUUCAGGGCUGCUGUACCCAGCGGAGCAUCCACAGGCAUUUAUGAGGCCCUCGAACUCCGAGAUGGGGACAAGAGUCGCUUCAAGGGCAAAGGUGUACUAAAAGCUGUUGGCCACAUCAAUGACACUCUUGGACCUGCUCUCAUUGCAUCUGAAAUCAGUGUGGUUGAGCAGGAGAAGCUGGACAACAUGAUGAUCGAGAUGGACGGCACGGAAAACAAAUCUCAGUUUGGUGCCAAUGCCAUCCUGGGGGUAUCCCUGGCCAUCUGUAAAGCUGGUGCAGCAGAAAAAGAUAUUCCACUGUACCGUCACAUUGCAGACCUGGCCGGAAACACGGAACUAGUGUUACCAGUCCCUGCCUUUAAUGUGAUAAAUGGCGGAUCUCAUGCUGGAAAUAAGCUGGCCAUGCAGGAGUUUAUGGUGCUUCCUGUAGGAGCGGAGUCAUUCCGCGAUGCUUUGCGUGUGGGGGCGGAGCUCUAUCAGACUCUGAGGGGUGUGAUCAAGGAGAAGUAUGGCCAGGAUGCCAUAAACGUGGGUGAUGAGGGAGGUUUUGCCCCAAACAUCCUAGAGAACAGUGAAGCCCUUGAAUUGAUAAAGACUGCCAUAGAUAAGGCUGGCUUCACAGAUAAGGUUGUGAUUGGGAUGGAUGUGGCUGCUUCUGAGUUCUACCGAGAGGGAAAGUAUGAUCUGGACUUCAAAUCGCCACCAGAUCCUGCAAGACAUAUCAGUGGUGAUGAGCUAUUAGAGAUCUACCAGGGCUUUGUCAAUGACUAUCCAGUGGUGUCUAUUGAAGACCCCUUUGAUCAGGAUGACUGGGCAGCUUGGACACAGAUGACUGGUUCGAUGGGAAUCCAGAUAGUAGGUGAUGAUCUAACAGUGACAAACCCAAAGAGGAUAGAGAAGGCGGCAGAGGAGCGAGCUUGCAACUGCCUGCUUCUCAAAGUCAACCAAAUCGGCACCGUCACAGAGGCCAUUCAAGCGUGUAAGCUGGCUCAGGCAAAUGGUUGGGGUGUCAUGGUCAGCCAUCGUUCUGGAGAGACAGAGGACACGUUCAUUGCAGACCUGGUAGUGGGGCUCUGCACUGGACAGAUAAAAACUGGAGCUCCUUGUAGAUCUGAGCGUCUGGCCAAAUACAACCAGCUUAUGAGGAUUGAGGAAGAGCUGGGCGAUCAAGCUCGAUUUGCCGGCCACAACUUCAGAAACCCCAGCGCCCUGUGAGACCACCACCGACUGCACAGUCCACACAAAAACUGACACAUUACAACCACCAGACAAUAUACACUGUCCCAAACAAAGGCGACAGCUGACGAACCAACAGACUGAAAAAACGUGAUGCACUAUAAAAAUUGACAAGAGGACUUUUUGCACUGAACACAAACUGACACAACGGUUCCCACAACACAAAAUAACAGUGACACACGGAACUGAUAGCCAUGCACACACAGAGACAACAUGCACACAACUGGACUUGACUAAAAGCAAAGAUAGACCAAGUAAAAUGAAUAAGAGCCAGGAUGGACUGAGUUUACACACAAGACCUGACAGAUGACUUAGCAUAGGAUGGAAACACACAUGCAUGCACAAAAUGACUGAGAUACUGAAAGCACUGGAAUAGAACAGAACCGACUAUUAUUAGCUUAUACAGAAAAAUAUUUAAGUUCUUCUGUAGUCAAACACGAUUUAGUUCAAGUUGGUUCUGAUAAAAGAAUGAAUUAAUGAGAUGGGUUGGAUUUAAGGAGUAGUUCUCUGUUUGAAGCCAUUCUGAAUGACCUUUUAAGUGCCAUGUACUGCAGUAAGAAUAAAAAAAGUACCUAGCAGGCCAACAUAUAUGGAAAGUUGUAUAAAUAGUACUGAGCAUUCAAUGUUUAGAAUAGUCUCAGAGACAAAAUCCUGAUCUGGAGCUAGCUUUUCAUCCGCAAAUAAGUGUAUUUAAUCAGGGUUUGGAAGGUGAAGGUAAUUCCAUAUCUGGACUUUCACUAGGAGUCUGUUUACACCUUGUGUCAACAUGUGUUUUGUGCCUGGAUUAUAUCUGUAUAAACUUUGGCUGGAUUCCAUUCACACUCACUAAAAUGUGUCAAGAGUGUGACCAGGUGAGCUAAAAGUAAGAAGCAUGUCAAGCUUGUCCUGGACACUGUCAUAGCCUACAGUGCAAGAAAACUCUUAGCUGGGGAAUAAAGCCAGCCUCACUUAUCCUCCAACUUUUGUUUGAUUCUUAAUCUACUCACCUGCUAGUCAGCACAUGGCAGACACACUCCAUUCACAUAAUCGUAUAUGGAUACAGAAAAAAAACAUUCCGUUUACACUUGUGUUAAAUGUGGCCAAGAUCCAUCUCUUAUCACCUUUGAAUGCUCACAAUGCAUCCUGUGUGUUUACACCUGGCUUUUCCUGUGGUCAAUUUAAAUAUGAACAUGAUCUGAUCAUCAAAAAUGCAUCUUAAUGCAAGGUGUGAACAGGUCAAAUAAGAAGUGGAUUGUGAAACUGGUGCAGAUGCAUACAUACUAGUUUACUAGCUUAUGGGAACACACCAGCGUUUUUCAGCUAAAUCUAAAUCAAUAUGGUUAAUAACCACACACAGCAAGUUUGAAGUGUUUCCCCUGCUGAAAAAAAAACAAAACAGCACAGACCAGCAAGCAUUUCAUGCUAGUCUAAGCUGGGUUAUGCUGGUCUAGUACUGGUCUGGUUCUGGUUUAGCUGGUCACCCCAGCAUGGUUAUGCUACCAGCAUCAAAAUACAAUACACGCUGGUUUUUUUGGUAAUCAGCCAUGCUGAUGUAUGCCGGUUUUUCUGGCAGGGUCUGAGUACUUAUUAAAAGCAUGGAAGCACAUUAAUAAUAGCCAUUUAGCAAUUGCUUCAGCAGCACUUUUUCUAUUAUAAGUGUUUUUGAGUCAACAGGAUUUAUAUCCUUAUACAUUCUGCAAAUACAAUUUUCUAAAUUUUGUCCCUGUUAAUUGAGCUGAUGUUUCAGAAGCAGCAGACAGAGAUUAGGUUAAAAAAGCUGGAGUGUUCCUCUAAGAUCUCACUGAGCGUGCUGAUGUAGGCAGAGAGACUGAGGGCUGACUGAGAUGGAGGUGGACAGACAUCGUAAGUGCACAUAGGAAAUAAGAAAGAAGAGAAAAAUCCUGAAGCACAAAAUGAAGUCAAAGCAACAGAGAGAUGGACACACACUGACAGGACUAUCCUGUCAGGGAAAUGGACCGUCAGGCACGCUUACACUGACAAAACUACACACACACACACACACACACACACACACUUGUGUGGCAGUCUCACACCCUUUCGCUCCCCGACACACACGACUGCACUUUUUCCCCCUUUUCGUCUUUCUCCCUUGUUCCUUUUCUCCUCCUCUCUUACCCUGCAUUCCCUAAUCUUGCCCUUUUCUUGUUGUUUUGUUGUAACCCCUCUUUCUCCCUGUUUUCCUCUUGCCAUUGCUAUGAUUGCAGACUUGGCUUGUUCUUUCAUGCUUGAAUUUCCCCUCCAUCUAUUUCUCUAUCUGUGGAAUCACUGUGGUCAAAGAGAAAAGAAACAUAGAGAGGAAAAAACAAAACGCUUGCCAUACAAUAAUGCCAUGGAUUAAAAUGAUCAUUUACUUCCA